Saccostrea echinata is the source of this 1904-nucleotide messenger RNA. Its product is annotated as 43 kDa receptor-associated protein of the synapse-like. The transcript has 6 exons. The coding region runs from base 393 to 1685 and encodes 430 amino acids. The record is from RefSeq and is a predicted model, not a curated record. Gene Ontology annotation, molecular function: protein-membrane adaptor activity; acetylcholine receptor binding. Lineage: Eukaryota; Metazoa; Mollusca; Bivalvia; Ostreida; Ostreidae. Gene Ontology annotation, biological process: chemical synaptic transmission.
CUUUCGGCAGGUGCGUGAGAAGACGGUUCAUUGGAUCGUUGCGAAUGAGCAUUGCAUUAUUCGUUAAAAUGUUCCUAAAAACUCUGCUUCGUUCCAAACUACUUGUACGUCUCGGAAAAUGAAAUAGGCUUUAAACUUGAAGUCGGUUUUAAAAGAUUUCACAAAUAAACUGUACAAUUGUUUUUCCUGCAUUUCAAGAAGACGUCGAUUGAAACCAGAGGCAUGUGUACGAACUAAUGGAAUCUAAUUACCUAUUUGCAUGUUUUUAUCUAACGUGCUGGAUAAGAGAGAGAAGACAUUUAUAACAAGCUGUAAGGAAUCAAAUCCCUGAUGAUGUGCAUUACAUUCAUAAAUAGAGCUUCAUUUACAAUAAACCGGUGGAUUUUUAUCUUAUGAUGGGACAAGGAGCGGCCAAAAAAGAAGUUGAUAAAGGUACGCGAUUGUACGCAGAACAAAAGUUUGAUGCUGCAAUCAAUGAAUGGAAAAGUGCUUUACGAAGAAUGACUAAGAAAGAAAAAAUUCUCGACAAAUUCAACACUUUAAAUUAUCUAUGCAUGGCUUACUUCGAUAUGGGGAAAUACCGGGAAAUUGUCGUGUGCGCUAACCAACAGCUCGAAAUGUUGAAUUCUAAAACCAUGUGCAAUAAUGUUGAUCUGUUCCAAGAAGCAUACUUCAAUCUAGCGCGAGGAUAUGAAAAAUUAUCAGAGUUUAAAAAGAGCAUCUCAUACGCCAAAAGCUGCAUUGAAAAGGAACCUAAAAAUGAAAAUGCCAGAGAUAUUAAAUCAUUCGCGACGAUUUGUCUUGCAAAAGCUUAUCAUGGACUCAGUGACUUUUACAACGCUAUAAAUAACUUUGAAAUCGUUUUAAGCAGGUCCGAGCAAAACCCCUCCUUACACAUGAAAUUCCUUGCGUUUGAGAGUCUUGGACAACUUUUUUCCAAGAUAAAGGAUUACGAUACAGCCCAUCUAUAUUAUGACAAGUGCUUAGAUAUCAUACAACAAGAUGCUACCACGCUCUCCAAGUACCGACGACGGAUACAGAGCCAGAUUUCUCUCCCUUUACUUCACAUGGGUCGCUUCAAUGACGCCAUGGAACAGUGCGAGCUGUCUAUGAAGGAUGCCAUGUUGCGGGCCGACCGCCCCGUACAAGCUCGCUGCCUGUUUACUUUUGCAGAGAUUCACAGAAAGAGGAAAGACUUUGAGCGAUCAUUCCCGCGCUAUGAGUCAGCCUACGCCCUCUUCGUUGAGAUGGGUGACCGUCUGAAUCAGGUCGAGGUGCUUGGAGGAAUGGCAAAAUGCAUGACUGCUCUAAAGGACUUUGAACAGGCCAUAGAAAUAAAUCACAAAGCGCAUCAACUAGCAGAAGAAAUUGGGAACAGGAUGGGCUUAUUGGACUGUAACACAAGACUAGCAGAACUCUAUGUGAUGACCGGAAACUCUUACGCCGCGCAUCAAUGCGAGGAAAGAAUCUCGCGCUUGACAGCGGAAUUGGAACUCUUUUGUGGUGUAUGUGGAGAAAGCAUGGGUCAGAUUCCGGAACACUUGGACAAACUUCCGUGUGGUCAUCUUAUACAUUCGAAAUGUACACCACACUUAGCGCGGUAUACCUGGGGGAGGAAAGGGAGAAAAAGACCGUGUCCGUCAUGUCGAAAUCGAUCAUCCGGGAACCCUGUUCUUUCACAUUAAUGAAUUUAAGUACUUUAAUAUUUAGAAUGGUGCCUAAUGUACAUUGUAUUUGUAUGAGUUAAUCAUACACUAGAUUGUUUUGGGAAAAAAUCAUAUAUGUGUUCUUAAAAUACAUCGGAAUCUAAGAAAUUUUACUUUCCAUUUAGGCCAUUUAAUAAAGCAAAUUAACGUCAAUUCAUUUAACACAGCUCAAAAAACUCAUCAUUUGAUAUCUUUUCA